UUACCGCUUGAUGCCUGAGAGAGCACCGCCUUACAGGAAGUCCUGACAGAUAGGGUGCAUGAUGCCUUUAGAUUGACGUAACAUACCUGGUGUUCAUACCUGGUGUUUGCGGCAGAAGCUAACACCUUGAGAAGAGCAAAAUGAUAGUCUGGGAGAUGUUCCUUAUUCCAGUCUCCCUGGCAGUGACAGCCAUGUCGUCGAAUUGUACACCCCAGAUCCUGGAUGAACCCCCAGGCCCGGUUCUUCGUGGUUCCUCCCUGACUCUGAUCUGCAGCGGUACAUGUCAGGGAGGAACCAAGAGUAACAGAGUAAUGUUGAACUGGCGCUUCUCCGCCAAUGAUUCAAAAAGAUCAGACGAAGAGAGAAACUUUACAUGCAACAAUAGACCCCCUGAGGAAAAGAUGUGGUGCAAUUACACAAUAACAAAUGUCCAAGACAAGGACAGUGGAUGGUACUAUUGUGUAGUCACGUUCGUCAAACCUAUAUUAAGGAAAAUCUAUUCCAAUGGAACACUCAUUGUUGUCGCAGGGAACGAGAUGGAAGUGACUGCAAAAUCAGGAACUAAGACCCCAGGUUUUAUAGAUGUGAUCGGGAACAAGACGUUCCUCAUCGUCUCUGGAGUGUCCGCGCUCCUCCUCAUCGUGCUGGUGGUGAUGAUCUGUGUUGUUCAGAGAAGAAGGCGAAGGCACCAAGAGAUGACCUGCCCCAUUUAUGGUAACACCCGUCCACCACCGGCGACCAGCAGGCAGCAAACCAGCGAACCCGACCCUCUGGUGGCCAGCAGAGUCCCCCCAGAGGCCCAGACACCCCUGAAAGCAAAGUGUCGAGAUGUCCCUGAGCAAGACACAUCACCCUAACUGCCUCCGACGAGUUGGCUGUCACCUUGCAAGGUUGACGCCGCCGUCGGUGUAAAUGAAUGGUUAAAAAAAGAUUAUAUAUAUACAUAGCAUUAUGCUCCCACCUCACAGUGUAUUUAAUGGCUGAUAUGUAUUCAUACAGGACCAAAUGUUGGUAUAGUUUUUAUUUAACAUUUAAUGUUUAUUUAGCAUUUACAAUAUUUAAUUAAUAUUUUUGGUCCAAUAUUUGGUCUUUACUUAAUUUGGCUGUAGUUGAAAUAGGCCUUGGAUAAUUGUUAUGUGGUGUUCGGAUUUCUUUUUUUUUGCGCCUGUACUUGGAAAACCUUCAAACAGAGCUUUGGAAUGUAUCAUUUGUAUUGAAUUACUCUUUUGAGUGUCUCACUGUGUGCUCGAUAUAAUAAAUGUCAACUACUUUGGAAAAAAUUUGUAAAAGUCCAUUAUAGACAUGAUCAGUUGAUAACUGAGAAAGUCUGUAGCCCUGAUAAGGUCUGUACCCCUGAAUGUCUGUACCCCUGAUCAUUUUCGACCCG
This is a messenger RNA of Gadus macrocephalus (Pacific cod), 1387 nucleotides long. RefSeq lists its product as uncharacterized. The coding region runs from base 141 to 857 and encodes 238 amino acids. Lineage: Eukaryota; Metazoa; Chordata; Actinopteri; Gadiformes; Gadidae. The transcript is spliced from 5 exons. The record is from RefSeq and is a predicted model, not a curated record.